Messenger RNA from Polychytrium aggregatum, 3193 nucleotides. RefSeq lists its product as uncharacterized. The transcript has a single exon. Lineage: Eukaryota; Fungi; Chytridiomycota; Chytridiomycetes; Polychytriales. The record is from RefSeq and is a predicted model, not a curated record. The coding region runs from base 159 to 2957 and encodes 932 amino acids. Gene Ontology annotation, molecular function: protein binding.
GCCCAAUCACGAGGGAGCCAGCCAUUGCCGCCAUUUCACCGCUCCGCUCACGAACCCCUCUCGCCAGCCCAUUCUGACGACCAUCGCUCCUUUCCGACCGCUUUCCUCGGCUUGCUGGCAUCGACACCCACCCAGCCAAACCAAACGAGAUCGUCGCAAUGGGAGGAGCAAACUCAAGCAAUAUCCCGAGUGUUUCGCAAUCUGGAAGUGAUAUACCAAUGAAGAAAGAUCAUCCGGUGGUUUAUCGUACGAUGCCGGUUGCCGCUUACCACGCUCCUUCUCAACAAGCAAUACCGGUCCUGAGAAGCGAUGCUCCAAGCACCACCGGCAACGCCACGGGAAAUAAGACGAGUCCUCCCGAAGCAACUCCUCAGCCAUCGGCGCCAGCGACGAAGCGAACCAAACUAUCCGACACCCCGGUUGCGGCAGUCCAGCUUCUACCACCGCCACCACCCAUACCAAGAGUUCCUCCUCCGCCGCUAGCAGAGACAGACCGCUGUCGCCCUGGUUUAAAUGCGGAUAUGGCGAUCGGCGGUGGCAGUCGAUCCAACGACACAUCCCACACCGCACCGUUGAUCCAUCAGCAGAUAACGCCACCUUCACCCACGCCCACACCAAAUCGUAAGCCUGCUCGGAUGGGUCCCCGACCCGUUGAUCUUCCCACAACCUCGCCUGCUCCCUCUGCCAAUCCUCCCGCCAUCUCCCACAUCGAGGGGCCACCUUCCCCCAGUCCAGCUCGCAACCUGCGCAAACGUAAGGAACCCGAAAAUGACGCCGCAAAAUUGGCCGAACUCUGCAGCGACGCCGCAAAGCAAGGCGAUGCCAGCGCUCAAUACGAACUCGCCAACCGCUUCGCCCGCGGCGACGGCUUUCGAAAGUCUCUCUCUAAUGCCAUCGCGUGGUUCACGAAAGCCGCCACCCAAGGUUAUCUCCAAGCACAGCUCAAGUUGGCCCAAUGCUACCGAGACGGUGAAGGAGUCGACAAAGACGUCUCAAAAGCCGUCGAGUGGUACGUCAAAGCUGCCGAUCAAGGCAGCAAAGACGCCCAAUACGAAGCAGGCCUCUACUACAGCCAGCGCCCAGGAAUACCCCACGAUCAACUCAAGGCCAUCGCCCUGUUUUUCAAAGCCGCCGAACAGGGCCACGCAGGAGCACAGCACGAAAUCGGCCACUAUUAUUACAAGUAUGAGUGGACCACCGACCAGCACUUCGCCUCGGCUGUGAAGUGGUUCACCAAGGCCGCUGACCAGGGCGACUCCAAAGCUCAGCAUCGUCUCGGCCUUUGCUUUGCUUCUGGAGAGGGUGUCACCCAGAGCCAAACAAAAGCGGCGAAUUGGGCAUCGAUGGCUGCAGAAAAUGGCCACGUCCAAGCCCAAAUUGCACUCGCACGCUACUACCACUCCGGAAAGGGGGUCUCAGUCAAUGAGAUUGAGGCGUCCAAGUGGUUCCGCGAUGCCGCUAACCAGAAUGACUCUGAGGCCCAAUACGAGCUCGGUCAGCGGUACGCCCGCGGUCUCGGUGUCGAUCAAGACCCUUUUCAAGCGGCCGAAUGGUUCGCCAAGUCAGCCAAACAAGACCACCCCGAGGCCCAGCGGGAACUUGCGCGUUGCUAUUGGGACGGCAUCGGUGUCAACCAGAACAACACGACAGCCUUUGAAUGGAUCAGCAAGGCGGCAAAGCAAGGAAAUGCCACAGCACAGUAUGACCUCGGCUGUGUCUAUGGUACCGGUAAGGGUGUCGAACCAGACGACAACAAGGCGAUCGAAUGGUACACGAAAGCGGCCGAGCAGAGUCACAUUGAGGCCCAGCACACCCUCGGAAACUACCACUGUCGUGGCGAAGGAAAUAUCCAAGACUAUGUCAAGGCAAUUAGCUGGUACAGCAAAGCGGCGGAGCAGGGCCAUCUCGCUUCGCAGCUCAGGUUGGCUUGGUGCUUCCGCAAUGGCGAAGGGGUGGCGAAAAACGACUCGAUAGCGGCCGAGUGGUUCUCCAAAGCCGCCAACCAAGGAGACGCUGAUGCUCAAUACAGCAUCGCCGUGUGCUUCAGCAAAGGUCAGGGAGUCGGUCAAGAUCGCAUCAAAGCAACCGAAUUCUACGCGAUGGCCGCUAACCAGGGGCAUCUUGAUGCACAGUGCCGCCUCGGGCAUUGCUACUACAUUGGCGAGGGCGUCGCCAACGACGACUCCAAGGCCUUUGAGUGGUUCACCAAAGCCGCAGCAAAAGGUCACCCAGAGGCCCAGUGCCGACUCGGGAAUUGCUACUACACUGGUCGCGGCGUCGCCCACAGCUUCGAUAGUGCGUUCGAAUGGUUCAGCAAGUCGGCUGCUCAGGGAUACGCCGACGCAGAGGUGCAGACGGGAUACUGCUGCAAAUACGGCCAAGGCGUCGCUCAAGACCACUCACUGGCAUUCGAGUGGUUUACUAAGGCGUCUUUCAAGAACGAUCCUGCCGGACAGACUCAGCUCGCACAUUGCUACCACAAUGGUCUGGGGACGAAACAAAACCACACCCAAGCGAUCGACUACUACACUGCCGCGCACGAACAGGGAAAUGCCGAGGCUAGCUUCCAUCUUGGCAAGUGCUACUACGAUGGUUGUGGAGUCACAAAGGACUGCGGGGCGGCCAUCAAAUACUACGAUGCUGCCGUCAAACAAUCCACGAUUGACGCAAAUCAAGGCGAUCCAAUGGCUCAAUAUCGUCUCGGCAGCUGCUACUACCUCGGCAAAGGCGUCAUCGCGAACUUCGAAACAGCAUUCGAGUGGUAUCGGAAGGCCGCUGAUCAAAAUCAUCCGGGGGCGGCAUAUGCACUGGGAGUGUGCUAUCAGAAGGGGUGGGGCGUAAAAGUCGACAUCGCCAAAGCAUUCAUGCUCUUUGCAAAGGCGACGGAGCUUGGUGAUACCACUGCAUUGGAUAUGAUGCAAAAGUUCUCAAGCAACCUCACAGCAUGCCAGUUCUAAAAUAAGAACCAUUAUACCUUGGCUGGGGAGCGUUCACACCCUCCGCACUUGUCCCGACACACCAUGCACCCUCCUCCGUCCGUGUUCGCUCUGCCCGGUGGUGUCCGAUCCUGCUGCCACUAACGUACACUGUACUCAGGGGGAAAUGGGACACCUGCCCACAACCCAUAUGUCAACGUAGUAUGUGAUGGCAUGCGUCUAACUAUGCCAUAAGAAAUAGAACAGAUCACUUUGGC